Messenger RNA from Mercenaria mercenaria, 1487 nucleotides. RefSeq names its product proteasome subunit beta type-7-like. The transcript has 8 exons. NCBI's taxonomy places the organism in Eukaryota, Metazoa, Mollusca, Bivalvia, Venerida, Veneridae. Gene Ontology annotation, molecular function: threonine-type endopeptidase activity. The coding region runs from base 91 to 909 and encodes 272 amino acids. The record is from RefSeq and is a predicted model, not a curated record. Gene Ontology annotation, cellular component: proteasome core complex.
AACGUAACACCGCCAAAGCUGGCUCCCGGCUUUUUACGCUUAAACGCUGUUAAACUGAAAAACUAGGAAGCCAGUAAAAGAAACGCAAACAUGGCCGCCGUACAAGUCGAGUCGCCGGGUUUUUCUUUUGAAAAUUGCUCUAGAAACCGACAUCUUGAAAAAAUAGGUCUGAAAGCUCCAACAGCCUAUAAAACCGGAACCACUAUAGCUGGUAUCAUAUAUAAGGAUGGAGUUGUACUGGGAGCUGAUACCAGGGCAACAGAAGACACUAUUGUCGCUGACAAGAACUGUAGCAAAAUUCACUACCUUGCUGAUAAUAUGUAUUGUUGUGGUGCAGGAACAGCAGCAGACACAGAGAUGACCACACAGAUGAUAGCGUCACAGUUAGAACUUCAUAAACUGAAUACUGGCAGGAAACCCAGAGUUGCCACCGCCAACAGACUUCUCAAACAGAUGUUAUUUAGAUAUCAAGGUUAUAUCAGUGCUGCCCUAGUACUAGGAGGGGUAGAUGUUACAGGGCCACAUCUGUAUUCAAUACAUCCACAUGGGUCAACAGAUAAACUGCCCUAUGUUACCAUGGGAUCUGGAUCAUUAGCAGCCAUGGCAACUUUUGAAGCAGGAUUUAAACCCAAUAUGGAGAAAGCAGAGGCAUUGAAGCUUGUUCGAGAUGCCAUUGCAGCUGGUAUAUUCAAUGAUCUGGGCUCUGGAUCAAAUGUAGAUCUAUGUGUGAUAACUGCCGACAAGGUGGAAUAUUUGCGACCAUACGAUGAAGCUAAUGUAAAAGGACAAAGAGAAGGCAACUAUGGUUUCAAGAGAGGGAGUACAGCUAUAGUGAGCACCGAGGUGAAGAAAAUUCCAUUUGACAUUGUUUCAACCCAAGUCAGUUCCACACCAAUGGACACAGCAUGAUCAAAUAUAACAAUGAAUAUGUGACUUUCAGCUGUAUUGUUUAGUAUCAUACUCGUUUCAGUGAAAAAAAUUAUUAGUGAUCGUACAAGCCUGUUGAAUAAUUAACGUAAGGGUUAUUAAUGCAUUCUCACCAUAUAUUCCCUUAUGAAUGACUACCUGGGGUCUGGGGGGAAGGGUGAAAGGGAAUCAUUUAAUAUUAAGGCCCUAAAAAUGGUAUAUUUUCACAUAUUUGAGAUAAUAUAAACUACAAAAGAAACUUUAAUGAAGGAAUUUUAACAGUUGAUUAAAAUUGUAAAUUUAAUAUGACUUAAAAUAAUUUAAACAAAAACAUUUUUUUGGAAAUAAGGAGUGGGGGGCGGUGUUUAUAAGAGUGAAGGCAUUCACAAGAGAAUAUAUUGUUGACUUUAGAGUGUGUUAAUUCAUAUUAUAAAGUUAGUUUAAGCAUGAAGUACUUCUUACAAGGACAAGGUCUUUAAAAUUGAAUAAAUGUUUAACUUGUGAAAACCAGUUUCAGAAUACAUGGGAACAUUUUGUCAUUUUACAAGUGCUAUUUACACAUUAAAUUAUGUCUAAAGCAA